AUGAAAGGUGGCAAGCAAAUUAUUAAUUUAUGCAAUAUCACAUCAAACAGAGUUGAUCAUGAUAUUGCAGGCUACUGCAUGGAUUAUGUAAUAUCAGAUUCCUUUGUUCAAUUCACUACAAUAAGAUCAAAUAAUCAAACAAAAAGUGAUAGUUUUGCCCUAAAUUUACACUCAUCGUCAAAACUUAUAUCAGUAUUAUCAUGCAAUUAUAUUGAAAAUAUCGAUUCCAGCGGUGUUGGAAAAUUAAUAUGGUCAAAUACAAAGCUUUAUAUGUUUGGAUGCUGCAUUGUGAAAAAUGUAGUUAAGUAUGUCAUUUGUAAUCAAGGAAAUUCAUUUGUUGUUAAUAAUACAUAUACAGAAAUCUCUGAAACAACAUCAAAUUCCGUCGUAUUUACAAACAUUAUUUCGAAUACAGAAUGCAAACAUUUUAUAGUUAAAUUCAUCAAUCAAGAUGUCAAAGAAGUUAGUGAAGAUGAUGAUCCAUUAUUUAUCAAAGAAAUUCAAAAGAAUGUUCGAUAUCUUAAUAAACGACCGAAAAUCAUAUAUUUUGUUCUCCCAUAA
Trichomonas vaginalis G3 is the source of this 561-nucleotide messenger RNA. RefSeq lists its product as uncharacterized. The transcript has a single exon. NCBI's taxonomy places the organism in Eukaryota, Parabasalia, Trichomonadida, Trichomonadidae. The record is from RefSeq and is a predicted model, not a curated record. The coding region runs from base 1 to 561 and encodes 186 amino acids.